AUGAAGCAAAUAAAAAGUCUCCUAGCCAUGGUGCUGGGUGUCAUUGAGCGUAUUAUCCAAUACAUUAUUGGCGUCGAUGAUAGCAAGUUGUAUUCAUUGGACCAUGCCAUUCUUAGCAUGGAAGUUCCCCCUAGAAGCAUGUGGAUGAACAUGGGAUAUUGGAAGAAUACGAGCUCUUUCACUAAAGCUUGCGAAGCACUCUUAGAACAAGUCCUCAUCGCUGCCAAGCUUCUCAAUGAAGACGGUACACCCAUCAAGGCAUACCACCAGGAUAUUAAACUGGUUGAUGUCGGGAUUGGCUGCGGCGAUCAAUCUCUAUACCUAACGAGGAGACUCUGUAGGGUCUGUACUGACUCCGUCACUACUGCCCCUUCCAGUGGGAUCAAGGCAGCUAUCGACAACAAUAGCGGCGCCCAUAACAGCAAGAUGAGAAAGAGAGGAGGGUCAAGCACUCGCGAAAGCCGACCGCUGUUCGACUCAUACGUGGGCGUGACUAUUGAGCAACCUCAAGCGGAUUUUGCUCAAGAAAGACUCUCCCGGGAUACCACAGGAGAUUCCGAAAUUUCUGCAGAAUGGACACCGGAUGUGAAGAUUUUUGCCGCCGACGCAGCGGAUCCUUCAUCUUGGGGCAAUGAACUUCGGCAAGCUACUCUGGGCAGCUCUGGUCAUGCUGAAAGCAAGAGUGAAGCCACUAGCACGGAUACGGGGAGCGAGAAGACACAAAGAUGGCUGUUAGCCCUCGAUACAAUGUAUCACUACAAGCCAUCUCGAGACCCGUUGCUUAACCAUGCAUGUCGAGAUAUGCGGGCUUCGAUCAUGGCGUUCGACCUUCUGAUCUCUGAAUCCGCAUCGCUCUGGGAAAAACUAGUUCUACGAUUGAUGUGUCUUAUAUCCGGGAUGCCCUAUUCGAAUUUCAUUACGGAGGAGGAAUACGUGAAUAUGCUGGUCCGGGCUGGGUACGAGCGCGAUAUGAUUGAGAUGAGGGAUAUCUCAGAGCACGUCUUCGCAGGUAUUGCGAACUACAUAAGGAAGCAAGACGCGGAGCUUAAGCGAUAUGGAAUGACCGUGGGCAAGUUUAAGAGCGCCGCGAAGGCAUUCAACUGGUGGGCAAGGACCGGGGUAUUGAGGGGGUUUGUGGUGGUAGCUCGCGCCCAAGAGUAG
Molecule: messenger RNA, 1161 nt
Organism: Aspergillus oryzae RIB40
Lineage: Eukaryota; Fungi; Ascomycota; Eurotiomycetes; Eurotiales; Aspergillaceae
Exons: 2
Coding region: 1-1161 (386 amino acids)
Source: RefSeq, a predicted model, not a curated record